This is a messenger RNA of Populus trichocarpa (black cottonwood), 5034 nucleotides long. RefSeq lists its product as uncharacterized. Gene Ontology annotation, biological process: negative regulation of DNA-templated transcription. The transcript is spliced from 9 exons. The record is from RefSeq and is a predicted model, not a curated record. NCBI's taxonomy places the organism in Eukaryota, Viridiplantae, Streptophyta, Magnoliopsida, Malpighiales, Salicaceae. The coding region runs from base 338 to 4615 and encodes 1425 amino acids. Gene Ontology annotation, molecular function: DNA binding; transcription corepressor activity.
CCAAACCCAAAAAGACACUACAAGUAAAAUAUUGCCAAUCGCUCUCUCCUCGUAGAACCCAUUCGCUUUCUCUUUCGAGACCCAAUCUUGGUGCAACAACCUCCGAUUCGCUUUGUCCUUACCGGUUUAGCCUCGUUCACACUCUCACACGAUUCCGUAGGAUCCUACAAUCCUGUCUUCCUCACCACAUUAGUUCUAAAACGGGUUUUUCGUAGAUCCAGCUCUCGAUCUUUUGAGCGCCGAAUUGCUGUAAUUGCCGAGUAAGAUCAAUGGAGGUUAUUUACUUGUGAGUUUUAUUGAAACAAAGAAGUGAAAGUUUUAAGGAUUUUUUCAGAGAAUGAGAGAAGGGUUGAGAUCUAGUGUUAAUUUAUUGCGGAAAUCGGUGAAAAAUGAGGUUUCUCCGAGUGAAUUGACUGACGAGGAGAAACCGAAAUUGAAUCAAGAUGAGGCGUUAAGAGAAGACAUGGAAGUGGAUCAGAGAGAUGGGUUAAAAAUUGAAGAAUGUGAAGGAGGGAGUGAUGCGGGGGAGUGUAAUGCUGCUGAGACUAGUAAAAGUAGAAGGAAAAGAAGUAGAGUUGCUAGCGAGGGAGAGAGCGAGGAUGGUAGCUCGCUCAAGGGCAAGAGUGGUGACGGGUCUGAGAAGAGAUUGGCUGAGGUGAAAAAGAAAGACAGUGAGGCCUGUGAUCACGAGGAGGGGAAAACAUUAAAGCGCAAGCGUGGGAGGCCUCCCAAGGCUCAGAAGAGUGAUGGGUCUGAGAAGACAAGGAUCAAGGCGGUAAAGGAAGAAAGCAAUCAAUAUGUCGGUAAAGAGAGUGAACAGCCAGAUAAUGAAGUGAGGGAAAACUUAAAGCCUAAGCGUGGGACACCCCCCAAGGUUCAGAAGAAUGACGUGUCUGAGAAGAAAAGGGCCGGGGUGGAAAGGGAAGAGGGAAAUCAUUAUGUUGGCGAAGAGAGUGAUCGAUCAGAUGAUGGGGCAAGUAGAAGAUUAAAGCAUAAGCGUGGAAGGUUCCCCAAGGCUCAUAAGAGUCACAGGUCUGGGAAGAAAAGAGGCAAGGCAGGUAAAGAAGGUAGUGAUCUAUCUGCUGGUGAAGAGAGUGAACAGUCAGAUAAUGAGGUGAGUGAAAAAUCAAAGCCUAAGCGCGGGAGACCCCCCAAGGCUAAGAAGAGUGACAAGCCUGAGAAGAACAUUGAGGCGGUUGAGGAUGACACUGCAGAAUCAUCUGGUGAAGAGAGUGAUGAAUCUUAUGGAAAAGUGGGGAUGAGGUUGAAGCCUAAGCGUGGGAGACACAGCAAGUUGAACAAGGGCAUAAAGGUGGGCGGGCCGAGGAAAAGACAGUUGGGAAAAAAGACAAGACAUAAUAAGAACCACAAUGUGGGAGCUAGAAGUGCGUUAUCUGGAGGGAAAAAAUCUAAUGCAACGGAGUUAGCAACAGCUAGGAAGAUCAAAUUCAUUAAAGAUGAAAAGGAAGAGGGGAGAAAUAAACAGAAGGCUGUAGUGAGAGAUAAAAUUAUAGAACUUCUUUUGGGUGCAGGCUGGACAAUCGAGCAUAGACCUAGGAAUGGUAGAGAUUACUGCGAUGCUGUGUAUGUUAAUCCUGAAGGAAGGACCCACUGGUCUGUCACCUUGGCUUACCGGAUUCUUAAGCAGCAUUAUGAAGGUGGCGGUGGUGAUUCAAAUACUUGUAAGACUGGUUUCAAGUUUACUCCUCUACCAGAUGAUGAACUCAGCAUACUAACAAAAAUAAUAGGCAAGGAAAGGAGUGAUAAAAAUAAAAAGAAAAAGAAAUGGAAGCAAGGUGAGGGUGAGAAAACGGGUGAAGGAGUUGCAAAACUGAAAAAUAAGAAAGGAAAACUGCACAAGAGAAAACUGGAUGCUGCGGCAACUCCUGGCCGUAAGAAGCUGAAGGACAGGACAAAACAUAAAUAUUCUCUCUCCGAACAGGAUGACUGUUCUGGUACAUCAGACGACAGAACAGCAGUCAAGGAUCGUAAGCAACUCAAAACACAUAAUAGAAAGCGGUGUGCUCUAAUGAUUCGCAAUUCUAAGGAGGGUGCAGAUUCAAAUGGUGAUGGAUAUGUGCUGUAUAAUGGGAAGCGAACUGUACUUGCCUGGAUGAUUGAUUUGGGCUCUGUGCCAUUAGAUGGAAAGGUGCAGUACUUGAAACGCAGGAAGACACGGACAGUGCUCAAGGGUAAAAUCACAACAGAUGGCAUUCAGUGUGAUUGCUGUGGUGAAACUUUUGCAAUCUUAGACUUUGAGUCUCAUGCAGGCAGCAAAUCCUGCCAGCCACUCAAAAACAUAUGUUUAGAGAACGGACAUUCACUCUUGCAAUGCCAGCUAGAGUCAUGGAACAAACAAGACGAGUCUGAUCGUAAAGGGUUCCAUUUUGUUGAUACUGAUGAUCAAGAUCCAAAUGAUGAUACAUGUGGGAUUUGUGGAGAUGGUGGAAACCUGAUUUGCUGUGAUAGUUGCCCAUCAACAUUCCAUCAAAGCUGCCUAGAGAUAAAGAAGUUCCCUUCAGGUGUCUGGAAUUGCACGUAUUGUUCAUGCAAAUUUUGUGGGAUGGCUGGUGGGGAUACAUGUCAGAUGGACGAAAAUGAUACUGCUGCCCAACCCGCAUUAUUGGCAUGUUGCUUGUGUGAGGAAAAAUACCACCACUCUUGUAUUCUUGCCGAGAACACUGUAAAUGAUGGUUACAGCAGUGUAUCCUUCUGUGGGAAAAAAUGCCAAGAGUUAUAUGAUAAACUACAGGCACUUCUUGGGGUUAAACAUGAAAUGGAAGAAGGCUUUGCGUGGACUCUUGUUCGCAGAUUUGAUGUUGGCUCUGAUAUUUCUCUUAGUGGAAUGCAUCGGAAAGUUGAAUGUAAUUCCAAGGUAGCUGUUGCGUUGCACAUAAUGGAUGAGUGCUUUUUGCCCAUGCCUGACCAUAGAAGUGGGGUCAAUCUGAUUCGUAAUAUUGUAUAUAAUUUUGGGUCGAACUUCAAUCGACUGAACUACAGUGGUUUUCUGACUGCAAUUUUAGAGCGAGGGGAUGAAAUAAUCUCGGCUGCAUCUAUUAGGAUCCAUGGGAACCAUUUAGCAGAGAUGCCAUUCAUUGGGACCCGCCACAUGUAUAGGCGUCAAGGAAUGUGCCGCCGGCUUCUAAGUGCAAUUGAAACUGCACUCUGCUCCCUAAAUGUCGAGAAAUUGGUCAUACCGGCGAUCUCUGAGCUAAGGGAAACCUGGACUUCUGUUUUUGGUUUUAAGCCACUUGAAGGAUCGAGCAAGCAGAAAAUGAGGAACAUGAAAAUGGUGGCAUUCCCUGGCAUUGAUAUGUUACAAAAACCAUUGUUGAAGCAUCAUCAGUUUGCUGAAGCAAAUAUGGUUUCCACUGAAGGCUCCAUGGAACUAAAGGAACAUCAUACCAUGGAUGAGACAUCAAGUAAUUCUGAUGAGAAAUGUUCACCAGUGAGAUUUGAUUUGAAAGUUUCCACUGAAACUAGUGCACCUCAUACUGGCAAAAUAAAUGAUCAAGCUGCUGCAGUUGAAUCUGGCUCCAUGGCUGAUUGCCUGAAUGAUACUUCUGACAUUACAAGUGAAAAUGCUACCCUAUCCACUUGUCCCAAGGAAAAAACGGGUGGUCGAUUGAGUGUUGUUCCUGAUAAUCUGAAGGGGAGAGACAAAAAUACUUUGAAGACUCCUGAUUAUAUGGGUGAUGCUAAUGAACAAACUAGAGAGGUGGCUGAACAUCAGGGUACUGUUUCUGGUUUCAUUGCCCCCUCCGAUGGUAAGAGGAAGGUGAAAGGGGAUGCACAUGUGAACCAGAGUGGUGUUUCUGAGGUUGAAAGCAAACUGUCUGGCAUAUCUUUUAUGGGGUCUGAAGCUGCUGACUUUCAAGGACAAUGUCAGUUAGCUUCCAAGGAGGAUACAGAGAAUGUUCCUUGUGAAGUGAAAGUUGAAGAUAGCAGUGAUAGACAGAACCGCAAUUCUGUGCAUACCUCCUCUGAGAUCAUAACAAGUCAACCCCGGCACUUGGUUUCCGAGCUUGAACUUGAAGUUUCAGGUACCAAUGCUGCUCAUCAUGAGUCUACCACCUGCAAUAUUUCCGGUGAUGUAGCUCAAUCAACAACCACACCACUUCCUCAGAAAGUGCAAGAUGAUGGUAAUGAUCAUUGUGGUGUAUUGCCUGGCAACCAAAAUAUUAGUUCUUGUCAGGUUAAGGAGCCUAUUUCCAAGGAAAUGGUUGUCCUUGCUACCGCUGAUCCUAAUUCUGAUGUCACUGCUAAACGUGAUCUACAAUCUUGCAGAAGCAAUGGAUUUUGCUUUGCCACAGAGCUCGGAGUGAGCUCUUGUGGAGUUGAUGUAGAUAGAGUCCAUGACCUCAAAGAAGUAUCGGACACAGUUCAAAGUGAUGCUAUUUCUCCUUAUGGAGGUUCUAUUUCUGAUGGGCCUCGGAUGAAUAUCAAAUCUUCAGAGCACGCCAAUUCUGUUUCUGAGGUUGAGCCUGCUAGUUUGACAGGGGGCAUCUCCGAACCUUUAUGUAAUUCAAGCUCUGCUCGCCUGCACUGUGCCUCUGGUGGUGGUAAUUCCUGCGGUGCACCUGAGGUGAUAAUUUUGUCAAACCAGGCUAGUUGAUUUCCGUCUGUGCUCUCCUUUUGGCAAUAGAAAGCAAGAAAGUUGUGGAUGGCAGCCAUGGAUAAAUGUGGUGAAUUUUUCCUCAAGCAGAACUUAGAUGUCUUCUUUACAGACCUCAUCCUGCGAUUUUGUCAUUGAUUAGGAUGCCAAGAUAGCACUCGAAUGCCAUGUUGAUGACUGACUACAGCUUUGGCAGGUGUUUGCGGUACCAAGUUUGUCAUCUUAAUAUCAUACGUGCAUCUAGCAUUCUAAAGGAAACUUUUUGUACAGUUACGAGCCUCUCAAGUCAUUAGUUAUUUCUAGCCAACUCAUGUUAGAUUUAGAUGUAAUUGAGGUUUGUUCAUCUUGGACCUCUCCUGUGCCUAACGCAAAUGGAAAAUUCAUUGAUGAAAAAUACGAAAGAGCCUAGAUUGAUGUGA